Messenger RNA from Magnolia sinica, 1100 nucleotides. Its product is annotated as probable LRR receptor-like serine/threonine-protein kinase At1g56130. Gene Ontology annotation, molecular function: protein binding. The coding region runs from base 75 to 1100 and encodes 341 amino acids. NCBI's taxonomy places the organism in Eukaryota, Viridiplantae, Streptophyta, Magnoliopsida, Magnoliales, Magnoliaceae. The transcript is spliced from 12 exons. The record is from RefSeq and is a predicted model, not a curated record.
AUGAGAUGGCUCUUGUAAUCAAAAGAGAAAGCCAGCUUUUUCUACCCAUAAGUUGUAAUCCAUAGCUUUGUGAGAUGAGAAGAUCUUGCUACAGUAUACCACCGGUGCACGGAACGAUGAAAAGGUCCCUCCCAAUUUCUCUAUCUCAUAUACUGCUAGCCUUUUGCUUGCAUCUCUUGUGUUUCGUGGAUAGAUGCAAAGCUCAAGCUGCAAGUAAUGCUACAACAGACCCGUCCGAAGUGAGAGCUUUUAAUGCCAUUUUCCAACAAUGGAAUCUUUCUGCUUCUGAUGAAUGGAACAUAAGCGGAGAGCCAUGUAACGGGAUCGCCGUUGAUUCAUCAACUAUCAGCAACCCUGGGAUCAAAUGUAAUUGCUCAUCCAACGGUGGAUCCACCUGCCACAUAACCCAAAUCAAACUGCAAGGGUUGCAGCUGAGAGGGGUAAUUCCGGAAGAGCUUCAAAACCUGACUUUCCUCACGGAUCUGGUUCUAAGAUCAAAUAACUUCUCUGGUUUGCUUCCAUCUGAACUGAGGCUUUUGCCAAGUCUGCAACAACUAGAUGUAAGCUCAAAUAACUUCUUUGGUUCAGUCCAGUUGGGUAAUCUGCCAAGUCUACAGCAACUGAACAUAACCCACAACAGCUAUGCUGCAGAGCUCCCACCUGAGCUGGGGAAUUUGUUAAGUCUGCAACAACUGGAUAUAAGCCACAAUAACUACUCUGGUUGGCUACCACCUCAGUUGGGGGAAUUUGUCAAGUCUGCAGCAAUUGAUAUAAGCCACACUAACUUUGCUAAUUGGCUCCCACCAGAGUUGGGGAAGUUGUCAAGUUUGCAACAAUUGGAUAUAAGCUCCAAUAAUUUCAUUGGUACGCUCCCACCUCAACUGGGGAAUUUAGAAAGUCUGCAACAACUGAAUAUAAGCUACAAUAACGUCAAUGAUUCACUCCCACUUGAACUGGGGAAUUUGGCAAGUCUGCGACUACUGGCUAUAAGUGCAAAUAACUUCUCUGGUUUGCUACCACCUGAGUUGGGGAAUUUUACAAGUCUGCAAGAACUGUUUCAAGUCCAACCAGUUGCACCGAAGUUACUGACCACCCAGUGA